UUUUAUACACAUUUUCAGUGACACACAUACAAAGAAAUGGGGGCUCUACCUUUGUACGUAGAGUCAGUCGACGCCUCGCAUCGUACAUACACAUGCACGUCUCACGUGUUUGUUUCUAUUGGUGGAGGAGUUAGCCACUGGCCGCCGAUGUAGUAGUAGUACACAGAGCAUUCAGUAGUAUAUAAGGGCGACUCUUUCGUACGACCACGCAUAACCGACAGGGAGUCAUUCCAUGACACGCGUUGCACGCGACCGGGGCAGUCUCUCUUCCUCCGUUUUUUCCUCUUCGUCGUUAUUCUUUCGCCGUAUUGUGAUUGCCGCUUAGUUCGUCAAAGUGGUUCCUAGGGGGUAGCUUGACCCUCACUCUCGCCUUCUUUGCCCCUCUUCUUUUUAUCUUUUCUCCCUCUCUCAAGAUUCAUCAUCCUUUGCACAACGAUUUUCCGCAUUUCUAUACGAGCACGCCAGUAUCUAUCUUUACUAUUGAGAAAUCUCCUUAACAGAUUCGUCGUACUCGUUUGGAAUGUCUUUGUCGAUGAUCGCCACAGGAGGAUCGUGGCUGACGUUAAUGUUGUCCAUGUGCUUGAUGUUAAUGGUUCUGCUAUUGGUGGUCCGACGAGGGAAAUUUCUCUAUGCCCUAAGAAAAGUGCCAUACCCGCCUGCUUUGCCCAUCAUUGGCAACGCGUAUCAAUUAUGUUGCAGUCCGGAAGAAGCCUUCAAAAAGAUGCUGAAAUGGGGAAAAGAGUUAGGUGAUAUGUAUUUGGUUUGGGUAGGCAUGCGACCGUUUAUCUUCCUCUACAAAGCAGAAGCGAUACAGCCACUGCUAAGCAGUAGUGUUCACAUCGAUAAAAGUUUGGAGUAUGGAUACUUGCGACCUUGGCUUGGUUCCGGUUUGGUAACAAGCACUGGUGAGAAAUGGCAUUUUCGCAGGAAAUUGCUAACACCAACCUUCCACAGUGGUCUUCUGGAAGUAUACUUGAAGACGGCAAUCAGAGAAGCCCAAAUAUUAAUCUCGUGCCUAAGUCAGGAAGUCGAUAAACCAGAAUUCGACAUUGUUCCUUAUGCCAAACGAGCGACGUUGGAUAUAAUAUGCGAUAGUUCCAUGGGAUGUAACAUUAAUGCGCAAAAAAAUUUUGAAAACGAAUAUGUGCUGGCUGUGAACACAUUAGCUUCCAUCUCGCAAAGAAGAUUUCUAAAUGUGUGGAUGGCUUUUGACCCGAUCUUUAAGCUAACAAACUGGGGUAAAGAGUACGAUCGGGCACUUCGUGUUACUCAUGGAUUCAUUAACAAAAUAAUCGCGGAAAGAAAAGCCGAGUGGAAAGCCAAAAAGAACGAGAAUUGCCAUGAACGGUCUCAUAAACGUCAAGCUCUGUUAGACUUAUUGCUGGAAUUAUCGAAAGAUGGAGAAGUACUUAGUGACGUUGAUAUCCGUGAUGAGGUGAAUACGUUUAUGUUCGCGGGUCACGAUACCACUGCGACCAGCAUAUCCUGGUUCCUGUAUGCAUUAGGAAGACAUCCUCAGUACCAGGAAAAAAUUCUUGAAGAAUACUACGAGGUAGCAAAAGCGGAAAAAUUAUCUCUAGACAUACUAAGCAAAUUAACGUGGUUAGAAGCGUGCAUAAAAGAAUCUUGGAGAAUUUACCCAGUAGCACCACUCAUCGCAAGACAAAUUUAUCACCCUAUUACUAUUUUGGGACAUGAAAUUCCAGUAGGAUCGACGGUUCUGGUAAAUUCGUUCCUUCUUCAUCGGGAUACUCGAUACUUUCCAGAGCCAGAUACUUAUCGACCAGAACGAUUUCUUCCCAAUGGACCAAAAUAUCCUUCUUAUGCUUUCAUUCCCUUCAGUGCUGGCUCUCGUAAUUGUAUAGGGUGGAAAUAUGCCACGAUGAUCGUCAAAGUUCUUAUUUUGCAUAUAUUGCAAAAUUUCCAAGUCAAGUCCUUAGAUACAGAGGAUCAACUUCGUUUCACCAGUGAAUUGGUAUUACACAAUGCUAAUGGACUUCGUUUAAAAAUUACACCACGAAAAUAGGUUUAUACUCUCUAAUCGAAAUAGCUCCGCAAUUUUCUGCAGAUGGCAUUUACUUCUUUUUUUUAUCGAUGGUAUUUCAAAAAUUUCUUUUAAAUAAUUUUCCACAGGCGGUAAUGGUUUAUCUGGAUUAAUAGCACGAUACGAUAACAUAUCCCAUCUAUGUUGUACACCAGGAUUUGGCAUGCAUCCUGGUAAAAAACACUGACACCCAUCGAUCUGACUAUCAUUUCUGUUUAAUGUAAUGUAAAUGUGUAAUCAUAUAGAAGAUGGUUAAUUAUAUACACCAAAAUGCUAGUAUCCUUACUCUGUAUCCGUUAACAUCAGAGAAUCUAUUAAACUAUCUAUAGCUUCAUUUUGUGGAGUAUUUAACUGUUUAAUUGUGGACUUCAUGGAUCUUGUUUCCAUGAUCCUUCGAUCUUCUGCAAAUGCUAAUUGUAUUUCUAUCAAGCACUGUAUACAAAUAUAAACAACACGUUAAACAAUAUAUCAGAAGAUAAUAUAAUAUAAUAAAAACACAUAUUUUACAAUA
Messenger RNA from Bombus impatiens (common eastern bumble bee), 2555 nucleotides. Its product is annotated as cytochrome P450 4c3-like. Lineage: Eukaryota; Metazoa; Arthropoda; Insecta; Hymenoptera; Apidae. Gene Ontology annotation, molecular function: monooxygenase activity; heme binding; oxidoreductase activity, acting on paired donors, with incorporation or reduction of molecular oxygen. The coding region runs from base 521 to 2026 and encodes 501 amino acids. The transcript is spliced from 9 exons. The record is from RefSeq and is a predicted model, not a curated record.